AUGGACGAAGCGGGACAAAUUGAAGACGCAAAGUUGUUUGCCAUCCUGGCACGCUAUCCGAUGCUGAAAAAAAUAAUCCUCGUUGGCGACCCGCAGCAAUUGCAGCCCUACGUGCCACAGACGAUGCGGGAGCUCGGCUACGGAAAAAGCACGAUGGAGCGUAUCAUGGAAAUUGCCAAGCAAGCACAGCUACCGAGCGGACAGAUGUGCCACGUGAUGUUGGACGAGCAGCAUCGGAUGCCACCCAUGAUAUCGAACGUGAUCUCCGGCUUGUACUACAAUGGUAGGCUGCGAGAUGCACAGGCAAGCAUGCACAAUGGACCGAGAGCAGGUCUGCCGUGGAAGCCACUUGUCGUCAUUGACUACCAGGGAGGGCAGAUGAAAUGGUGCAGUGCCUCUCGGUCUUUCAGUAACGAGAACGAGGCUGAGGUCGUGCGUGUGGUAGUCGACUUUGUAACGCAAAAUGCAGGUGGCAUGCUUGAUCCGCCGCAGCGGUUGUCCAGUCGUGACUUCUGUAUCCUAACGCCGUUUCGCGCCCAUAACAACCUACUCAAGUAAGUAAAUACGUUUUUCAUUUUGUGCACUUGAUCAUGUAGUGAUUAGCGUGGCAUCUGUCUACGGCUCGGUAUGGGUCAUCAAGAACCUCGCAGCAAAGUGAACAUCAAAAUUAACUGCAUCAAACACAGGAGAAAGCUAGCGGGCCAGACAGCAGAACAGAUCGCAGAUGAAGAAGAUGACAGUUUCAACGCCGACCCGGAUCGGGAGUUUCAGUCGCCAUUUUUUCAAGCGACAGCACAAGCUUCACAAAUUCCCAAAGGAAACAUCGAUACGGUAGACAGGUUUCAAGGGUCGGAGAAGGCUGUGGUAUUUGUCUCUGCGUGCGUAGACUCGAAUCUGUCCCGUGCCGCAGAUCCGCACUUCAUCAACGUAGCCUGUUCGCGUGCGAAGCACAUGCUGUUUUUAGUUGGGAAUUUUUCUGCGCUGGGAAAGCAUCCAGAUUGGAGGUGCUGGUUGGAGGAAGCGCAAGCAGAAGGCGUGUACAUUAAUCUAGGGGAUGUGAGCAACCUGAUCACCGUAAACACGAUGUUGCGGCAAACACUGCUCGCGCCACAGGAUUCACGCCCGAGCCGAGGACCAGGAUUCAUGCCCGACACAAGGGCCAGAUCGCCGAGAAGGCAGGAGCGAUCUGGCUCCCCAUUGCGGAUGAUCAACCCAUUGCGUUGAUCGAACAAUCGGAACAAUAGUUGCAGAACGUAAGGGGUGUACUCGUUCCCGUGUAAACGUCCCGCUGGUGUUCUUGAGCUCUUACUUAGUGACAAAAAAGGGCUGAUAGAAGUGUUCUGCGUGAUUGGUUGGCUUCUGAACGAUUUUUCCCUUUGUUGCUCUGUUUGCUCGGACAGCAUGGCAAGAUGGAAGAGGAAGGUGUCAAAAGUGCGAGGCAUUCUUUUUUUUAGCAGGGUCAUACCGAUCGUGAUCGUGU
This is a messenger RNA of Amoebophrya sp. A120, 1480 nucleotides long. Lineage: Eukaryota; Dinophyceae; Syndiniales; Amoebophryaceae. The record is from the annotation of a GenBank genome assembly.